CCACAACAAUUUGAGGAGCAUCCGGUACAGAUGGAUGAGGUCUCUCAAGGACGCUCUCUCCACCAGAGCAUGAAUGAGAGUAUGGAGAAUAACCUCUUGCUGGAAAAGAUCCAAGAAGGAAUUCUUCCUGAUGUAGCUUUUGGACAAGUGUUGGAAGAAUUCAAGAUUACUUCAGAACAACAUGCACAAAACUUGCAGAAUAGCGUCUUAUCUUUGAAGCACAAGACUGAUUAUAUAAGAAGUGAUCUCUCUUCGAUGCAGACUCUCUUUGAUUCAGCUAGAUCAAUAGUUAGGAAUAAGAGCAAAAUGAGGGAUAACAGCAGCGGACAGACCUCUUCUUCAUAUUCCCGCUCAAGAUAUAAUCCUUCUAAUUCAAAAUAUACUCCAACAGCAUUUGAUAUGAAACUAGCACAAUAUAAGAAAAAUGCUGAAGAGAGAAAAUCCCAGACGAGGUCUGGGUCUAGCUAUGGAGCUGGAAGCACUACUGACAACAGGAGUUUCUCUGCUUUAAAGGAGAAAAUGAAGUCUCUCGAAGUAUCAUUUAACAACAUAUGCCUAGCAUUUCAACAACGAGAGCAAGAAUUUGAAGGUCUGAAGGAAAUUAUUGAAGACAACGAAAAUGAUCAGUUCUCCUUUAUCUAUAUGUCAGAUGAAGCUCUUAAGCUUAUUAAAGAUAUGAUCAAUAAUGGAGAAGAGCAUCCAAAACCAUUAUUCCAGGACUCUAAAAUCAUGGGAAAGAGAGGAGGACCUCACUCAGGAUCUUUCUAUUCUGAAGAAAUUUCUGGAAAACAUCAAAUGAGAGAAUUCUCUCCUGACGGUACUUCAUUUGAUGCCAUCAAAAUGCAAGACCUUCAAAGGACAAACGAACUUUUGCUAAAAGAGCUCAGAGCUGCAAAUGAUAAAUACUUCAACGAAAGGCUUGAAGGCAAAAAGUUGAGAGAGGAACUUAGCAACCUACAGAAGGAGAUCAAUACCUUGAAAAGCAGGAAAUCUCCCAACCGUGUGACAUCAGUAAAGAGAGACCUCAAAGAGAUCACCUCUGAAAAUCAGAAUUUGAAGGAUAAAAUCUCGAAGCUGGAGCAAGAAUGCAAUACUUUGACCUACUACAGAGAGAAUAUGCUAUCCAGUGGGAAUAAUGCAUUCAGCUUGGACAAUUUUGAUCCUGAUAUCAGAAGAGCUAACCAAGAGUCUGACUUAUUAAGGAAUAAGCUUGAGUCAACAACGAUACAUGUUAAACGGUUCCUUUUAGCGAUGAAAAGGCUUCAGAGAGGAAUCAAAAACAAAGAUCCCAACAAUAAGUCACUCAAGAUAGAAUUUGAGAGGUGCAAGAAGGAACUGGAAGAUUGGUGCAGAAGCUUAAAGGAAGAGUUUAAUAGCAACAGAUCUCAAUCUAGAAGUAAAGAAAGAUCUCAUUCCCCUGCUGGUACUUAUUCAAACUCAAGGAUUUAUUCCUCGAAUAGUAGAACACCUACUAAGAAUAAAGGAUUGAAGAGCAAAUCUAGAGGGAAAAAUACUUCAAAGAGUAAGCCUGGACAUAAGAGUGCUGCUGGUACACAGAAUGUAUCCAAAACAUUUGCAAGCUUAAUUCAAAAUCCCAACAGAGAAGAGCUAGAUAUCUCUGAUGACAAGACCAGACAUGGUAUGAGACAACCAGACUUCAACCAAAGAGAUAUUAAGAUGUUUAGCCCUGAUCACAGACCCGAGAUGAAUGCUGCCCAAACUGCAAAAUCUCAGGAUCUUUCAAGAACAACAUUUGGAAUGAAACCUUCUCAUAAACAAGAAAAUUCUGAUGAAACUGUAAAUAUCACCAAAGUCCAGUAUGAAUCUCUCAAGGUAGCCUUAGUACAAAUGGUUGAGGGAAAAGAAAAUGAAUUGAAGACCAGACUAAAUACCAUUACAGAUGACUUGAACUCCAAAACCAUAUCUCUCAACAAAAUGAAACGCUCUCUUAUAGAUAAACUAAAAGAGCUCGACAACUCUUUAGCAGAGACAAACAGAGAAUAUCAGAGGUCUCUUGAGAUGGAAUCUGCUCUUGAGAAUUCUCAUGAAGAGAGAGGCCAGUCACAAAUCUCUGAACUCCUUGAUCAAAAACGAAAGCUUGAAGAUCUUCUUGAUAAAUCCAUACAAAAUGAGGAAUCCAAAAUUCGUGAAAUCCAAGACCUCAAUCUAGAAUUGAAGAAGUGCAAAAGAGAUUGUGAAGCAUCAGAAAAGAGCUACAAAGAUAUUCUCUCUAAACAAAAAGCUACAGAGUUAGAAAACGAAAUGAAGAAUUACGAAGUAAAAGAGCUAAAUAAAGCUCAUCAAGACCAGCUCAAAAAGAUCACAGAUCUAGAACAGAGUAUCAUUUCUAAGCAAGAGGAGUUCAAUAAGGAAUUAUUCGAAACUCAGAAGAAACUCCAGGCUGAGAAACUCAAGAUCCAGGAUCUAGAGUCUCAGAAACUGAACACUGAGAAAGAACUGAAGGAAACAAUGCGUCAGAAAGAAAAUGAGCUCACUCUCAGGACUUCACUUAUAGAAGACCAUAAGAAGAAAGAGAAAGAACUCAUGGAGGAGAUUAGUGAGCUUAAGAUUCAAAAUAAAUCUCUGAGUAUCUCUAGCAUCAACACACAGCUCGUCGAACAAGUUGAAGCAACCUCAAGAGGGAUAGACUUUUCCAAAACUCUUGCUGAUGACGGAACUGGAGAGGAAUACUCAGCCGAUAAAGAAAGAGACAAGAUACUCCUGGAUCUACUCAAAACUGAUCCUAAGGCAGGCACUGAAGAAUUAUGGAAGAAAUACAAAGCUUCUGUAAAGGAACUUAGAAUUCUGCAGAAAGCCAAAGCCAAACUUGAUGACAACUUUGAUGAAAUGAAGGAAGAUCUAGAAAACUUUAAGCAAGUUGAAAGAGAGUCCCUGGAGAAAAAUAUUCAAGAUCAGGUAAAACUUGUGACAUUGGAGCAGGAAAAUGCUAAGCUGACUAAAGCCUUAGAAGCUCUAAAGGACAACAAACCAAUUGAACAAAAUUCUGAAGAUAAAGCUGAAAUCCAGAAACUUCAUAAUGAAAUUGAAAAACUCCAAAAGCGAUGCAAUGACACGAGUGAUCUCCACAGAAAUCUCAAACAGAAAGAGAAGAAGCUUGAGAACACAAACAAAGAACUCAGACAUGAAAUGCAGGAGUUCAGAAAGAAGAAUUUCGCUACUGAAAAUGAAUUUGAUCAGUACAAACAAAAAGCUGAAAAUGAUAUUUCAAGACUUGAGUUCCAGCUCAGCCAAGCCGAAGAGGAAAAGACCGAUAGCAAGAAAUCAGCUGAUUCUAUACAAAAGAAAUGAGACUCCAUGCAUGAAACUAUCAUGAAGAAGCAAGCCAAAAUUGAUGAGCUUGAAAAGAACCUCAAGGAAGCUGAACUUAACAUCCAAGCUUUACAAGAAGACCAAGAGAAUUUAGAUGCUGAAUUACAGAAAGUUCAACAAGAGCUAGAAGAUAAAGAAAAAGAAAUAGCCCAAGUCCAAGAUUCUCAAGGUCAAAAUUCUGAAGAGAUCCAACAACUUGAAGAGCUUCUGGAAGAGACUGAGAAAGAAAAUACAGAGAAAAUAGAGCAAAUCGAAAAUACUCACAAAUCCGAAAUGGAUAAACUUGUAGAAGAAUAUGAGGACAAGAUUAAACAAGUCAAGGAAGAAUUUGAAACUCAACUAGCUGGUACUAGUGACCAAGAGAAAGCCCUUGCAGAGAAAAUCAAGAUUAUUACCUCCAAAGACGAGGAGAUACAAGAUCUCAUGGCUCAAAUAUCUUCUUUAGAAUCAGACAAAGAACAACUAGAGAGCGAAGUCCAAGAGCUCCAGGACCAAAUCAAGUUAUCUGACAAGCAAUCCCAAGAACUUGAAGCUCAAAAAGAAGAUUAUAAACAAAAAGUUCAAACUCUUGAAGAGAACAAUGCUAAAAAUGAAACUGAAAUUGAUCAACUAGUAUCCCUCCAUGAAGAGCUAGAGACCGACCUACAAGAGUCUAAGGAUAGAAUUGUAGAAUUCGAAGAUAUCAUCCAAGGCAUGAAGGAAGAAAUAGACAAGGCUAAGGCUGAUAUUUCUCAAAAAGAGUCUGACCUUCAGAAUAAACAAGAUGAAAUAGAUACAAUCCAAGUAGAGUUACAAACAGCUCAAGAUCAAUUAAAAACAAACCAAGAUAAAUUGCAAGAAAAUGAGCAGGAGUUACUAAACAAACAGGAAGAAUGACAAGCUGUGCAAGAGAAAUUAGAAGAAAUACAAACCCAAGCGGAAGAAAAGGAGGCCGAAAAAGCUCAAAAAGUAGCAGACUUAGAAAAUAAAGAAUCUGACUUAGCCAAGAAAGACGAAGAUAUCAGGAAUAAGGCUACUGAGAUAGAAGACUUAACAGCUCAGGUUGAGGACUUAGAAGGACAAAUAACUGUGCUAAAUACAAUUGUAUCUGAGAAGGAUUCAGAAAUUAGUUCAUUAACUUCUCAGAUCACUGCAAAGGAAGAGGAAAUUGAUGGUUUAAAACAAAAUCAUUCUGAAUCAAAUGAUGCCUUGUCUAGCACCAAGAAAUCUCUUGAAUCAUUAGAGGCUGAAAUUCAAUCGUUAAAAUCAGAGAAUAAGGAUCUUAGGACCGAAUUAGAUAAGGUUCCUGCUCUUGAGAAUGAAAUUGAAAAACUAAAGCAAGAGAUAUCUGCUGAGCAAGAGAAAGCAUCUGAAGCAUCUUCGCUCCAAGAAACCAUUGAAAGACUAGAAAAAGAUGUUGAAAGACACAAAGAGUUCCGCUCAAGUGCUGAGAAAGCAUCAAAUCAAGCUAAGAUUGAGCUUAAAGAUCUGACUGUAAACCUCUCAGCAGCUGAGAAGUCUUUAUCAGCUGCUAAAGUGACUAUUUCUACCCUAGAGGCUAAUAAAGAAGAGUUGAUUUCUGAAAUAGAGUCUUUAAAAGACCAGCAAAAGUUAAAUGAAACUGAAAUUGCUUCUAAAUCUACAGAAAUAUCCUCAUUAGGGCAGAUUGUCAUCAAGCAUGAAGAUAAGAUCAAGAAGUACUCAGAGGAGAUAGCCACUAGGGAUAAUGAAAUUCAUACCUUAAAGGAUGAAAUUGAGAGUCUUAAUAAAGACAUUGAAGAAUUUGAAGGUCACAACGCUCUCACAAUAGAACACUACCAGCAAAAUGAGGAAAAGACCAAACAAGAAUUAGAUGAUCUUAAACUCCAGCAUGCUGAAGAGAUCAAGACUCUCAAGGCUUCCAUUGGAGAAAUCAAGACUAAACACAGUGAAGAAAUCCAGUCCGUCCAUAAAGAGAAGGAAGAGAAGAUCCAGAUCCUUGAAACAGAACAUUCCGUAGGUCUUGAGAGCAUAAAAGAAUCCUAUAAUGUAAAAAUCAAAGAGAUCGUCGAAGAGCAAGAGGCCUCUAAGACCAGCUUAGUCACUUCCCUUAAGGAAGAAGCCCAGAAUAAAGAUGGCGAUAUGGAGAAAUACGUGAUCGAUCUUAAAACAAGCCACGAAGAGGCUGUUUCAAAACUAAAGAAAGAUCACACUGAAAGUAUCGAGAAGCUCCAAAAUGAGAUCCAGGAAUUAAACACAUCCAUUAUAAUUCUAAAGAAGCAAAAUGCUUUGGGAGAACAGAUUAAAGAGAAGAUCAGAAAGAGAGCUAAGCAAUACCAACAAGAAGAUGAAGAAGAACUUGCUGAAAUGGAGAAAAAACUCCAACAAAAAGAAAACGAAGCCAAUGGAAUGAAGACACAACUUGGACAGAUGGCUGAUAAAGCCAUGCAGAUGAAGAGUCAGAUGGAAGAUAUGAAGACUCAGAUUGAGGAACUUGAGGUGGAUAAUGAAGCAAAGAGGUUAGAAAUAGAGGAAAUAAAGAAGGAAAUUCAGCAGAAAGAGAAAGAAGUUGUGAUAAAGAAUACUGAGGUUCAGGAAAAGGAUCAGGAUAUUCAAGAUAAAGUAGAAGAAAUUGAGAAGCUACAGAAUGAGGUUGAGGAAAAAUUAAAUGAAAUUGAAACAAUGAAGAAGGAUUAUAAACAGCUUUUAGAGAAGAAAGAACAACUUCAUAAUACAGAACAAGAAUUAGAACUAAUAAAAGAAGAACUUGAGACUACUAAAAAUGAACUUGAAACUACUAAAGAAGAACUUGAGACUACUCAAAAAGACCUUGAAACCACAAAAUCUACCCUAUCUAGCACCCAAGAAUCUCUCACCUCCACUUCUGCCUCUCUCAAAUCCCUUGAGUCCCAACUAGCUUCUUCCCAAGAGACCUUCUCCACCAGCCAGGCGCUUCAGAGCGCUGCUGCUGCUGAAGCAGAAGCUCUUCAGAAGAAGCUUGCUUCUUCUGAAGAGGACCUUGAGCAGCACAAGAAGACAAUCGGAGAUCUAGAAGAGAAGCUGGAGAAUUCCGAAGAAAAAUACAAGGUCAAGGAACAAGAGUUAAAGGAGACGAAGAAAUUAUAUGAAGAAGUCAAGGGUAAAUAUGAAGAAGUCAAAGAUGAUUAUGAGAAAAUGAACGAGGAAUUUGUGAUUAUUAAGGAACAGAAGGAAUUAGCCGAGAGCUGAUUGGAAGAGUCGAAGAUUGAGCUAAAGAAAACACAAGGAGAACUUGAAAAUACUAAUUCGCAAUUGAAAGAUAUAAAAGAAGAGCUUUCAGAAAGGGAUAAAGAAGUAGAGACUAUUAGUGCUUCUUUACAAUCUGCUAGAGAAGAGUUAACUAAAACAUCUGAUAUUCUCAAGAGUACCACAUCAGAAAACCUCCAAAAUUCUGAGCUUGCAAAUUGCUUCCAAAAGGAGAUAGAUGAAAUGGAAGAGCAAAUUACUUCUCUUGAAGAGAAUCUUUCCAACGUAGAGAAGGAGAGAGAUGAUCUUAAACGUACAUCAGAAGAAUCUCAGACUUCAUUAACUACCUUGAAAAAAGAUUGCUCAGAAAUGAAGAAGCAAAAUGUUAACUUGACGAAUGAAGUAGAGACUCUUAACACAAAGAUUUCUUCAAAGAAUUCUCAAAUUAUCGAACUAGAGGAAAACAUUGCUGAGCAUCUUGAAAAGAUCCAUUCCUUGAAUACCCAAAUUGAUGAGAUAAAGACUCAGAAAUUCCAAGCUGGUCUGACCGAGAUGAAUUCCCAAAUCGAAGAGAAGGAGAUGAUCAUUGAACAGAAGAAAACAGAGAUUGAAGAAUACAAACACUCAUUGAAUGAGAAAAUCGAGAAAGUUUCUGAAUUAGAGUCGGCUAUGAGCCAAGUCCCUCUUCUCGAGUCCAAUGUAGAGUCUCUCACUCAGGAACUUAAAACAUGCCAGGAGGAUUAUAAAUCUAGUGUCACUGAAAAAGAGGCUCUCCAGAAGCAAAAAGAUGAGCUCUCAAGUGAAAUUGACAGGUUGAAUCAGAAGCUUAACAUUGAAGUAGAAGGGAGGAGCAUGAAGCAGAAGAACUAUGACAGCCUUCAGAAUGAUAUUGAUAAUUUGAACAAGGUAAUCCAGGGCUACAAGCAAUCUCUCUCUGAUGCUAGGGAGGAGAAAGAAGCAGCAGAAGAGAGAUAUAAAAUCCUUAAUGAAGAUGUUGAAAAGAAGAGCCAAAAGAGCAGCCUUAAUACUGAAAGAAUGAGAGAGGAAUGCAACGAGUACAAAGAAACAGCCAGGGUAUUAGAAUCUAAAAAUUCUCAAUUAGAAACAGAUAUCUCUGCUUCUAAAGAAAAUGCAGCUGAAUUAACCAAGAAAGUUAAUGACUUAGAGGCUACCAAGAAGGAUUUGGAGAAAACUAUUGAUUCUCUUAAAGAAGAUAAGCAUAAAGUCCAAGAAUCAGUGAUGCAAGAGAAAGAGAAUCAUCUGAAACUACGAGAAGAGCUAGAAGAGAAGAAGACACAACUCAUCAAACAAAAAGAUACUGUCAUUGACUCACUGAAUGAUAAAAUUGAUGAGUUAAAAGAUGAACUGAGAGAGAACCAGAAAUUGGCAGAGAAGAUCAACUCCUUACAGGAGUUAUUAGACUCCGUUCCUGACAUUGAAGAAACAGAUAUGCUUAAGAAAUUGAAGGUUCUAGUAACAGAAUACCAAGAACAGAAGGAAGCAGUAGAACGUCUUGAAGAAGUAGAGAAUCAACUCAGCAAUGAAAUCACAUCAAGUGAGAAUAAAGAUAGAAAAUACAGAGGAGAAAUCAUGAGAGCAGAGCAAGAGAGAGACAGCGCAUUUGAUGAGAAAGAAGAGCUUGAGAAAGAAUUUCAGGAAGUCAAAACUUCACUAGAGACACAAUUGAAGGACCUUAAUGACCAGAAAGAAAACUGGGAGCUUGAAUUAAAAACCCUUCAGGACCAAAUCAAACUUAUGGAAGAGAAUAAUGAGAAACAAGAAACAGUGAUUGCUCAGCUUAAAUCCCAGACCAGUGAUGUAGAAUCAAAGGAAGAAAUUGAGAAAAUAAAGGAAGAUUUUGUUAACAAAUCUCUAUUGGCUGACCAACUUCAGCUGAAUCUCUCGAAUAUAGAGAAAGAGAAGGGUGAAAUCAGUGAGAGACUUAACAAGACUUUAGAAGAAUACAAGACUGCCAGCAAGGCAAAUACUGAACUCCAGACUGCGCUUGUGAAAGCAGGUGAUACUGGUAAACUUCAGGAACAACUUGAAGCCCUGAAAGCUGAAAUGAAGGAGAAUACUGAAGGUAUCAAGGGUACCUUGAAGACCUACCUGUCUAACACUCCUAGGACCAACAGUGAGAAUGAGAGUGUCCUCCUGGUAGUCUACUCUAUGCUUGGGUUCAGCACUUAUGAAAUUAAUGAGCUUGACAAAGUCAGAAAGAAUAAAUUUGGAACUGGGGAGAAAGCAAAAUCUGGAAAAGGGCUUUUCGGAAUGUUUGGAAAGAAAUAA
This is a messenger RNA of Moneuplotes crassus, 8802 nucleotides long. Lineage: Eukaryota; Ciliophora; Spirotrichea; Euplotida; Euplotidae. The record is from the annotation of a GenBank genome assembly.